AUGGAGAAGGAUAUAACGCCAAAGGAAUUGGAAGACCAACAGAACGAACUCUGCGACGUCGGAGUGGUGGCGCUGAUUGUAACACUGGUGAACAUCAAUUCCGAUGCACUCGUCUUCCUGGAGUGUAUACGCCUGGGCAUCGCGGUGCUUGAGAACGGCAAUGAGAAGUUACAACAGGCUUUCUUGGAAGAAUUCAAUACAGAACGCGGAGAGACCUUCUUAGGCGCACUACAUGCGCACAUCCAGCAGAGCCUGGAGGAUCUCAAGGCAGGAUAUGCGGAGACUACUUUGACCGGCAGCGCUCACAGCAAACUCACCAACCACGCGACCAUCCAAGCAAUUCUCAGAUUCCUCAUGAAGAUCCAAGCCAUUCACAGGUUUCUACAGCUGUUAUGUGAGAACCACAACAUACGACUGCAGGAGUACAUUCACAAGCAGAGCAUUGGCCCAAUGGGGUCGUCAGGCAAUCUCGUCAACGACGUCCUGAUUAUUCUGCUGUUUGAUUUGGUGUUCCGUGAAGACACACUCAAGAACGUCAUUCGCUCUGUGACGCGUAACGGAGUGUCCAUUCUGCUGACGGCUCUGCUGGGCCUAAUAGUCAUCUACCUGUUCUCCAUUGUGGGCUACGUCUACUUACGAGACGACUUUACUAUCCAAACGGCCAAUGGAGAAGAAGAGUGGUGUGAUUCACUACUGAUGUGUAUAGUGACCACUAUGAACAACGGUUUAAGAAACGGGGGAGGCAUUGGGGACGUACUGCGAGUGCGAUCGAAGGACGAACCACUGUACGGUGGGCGUGUGGUGUAUGACCUCAUGUUUUACUUUAUUGUCAUCAUCAUCAUCAUGAAUCUGAUCUUUGGUGUUAUCAUCGACACGUUUGCGGAUCUGCGUGCGGAGAAGAAUGAUACGGAGGACAACAUGAAGAACACGUGCUAUGUGUGUGGGCUCUCCCGCACGGCCUUUGACAGCAGCAGCCGCGCCGCCACCUUUGAACAACACACACUAACCGAACACAACGUCUGGGACUAUGUGUAUUUCAUGACCCAUCUGCGGAUCAAGGACAGUACCGAGUUUACAGGCCCUGAGUCCUAUGUCAAGCGAAUGCUGGACGAGCGAGACAACUCGUGGUUCCCGCGUAUGCAGGCUAUCUCUCUGUUGCAACGUGACAAACACGAAGAUCAAGCAGACAUUCGGACACUUAAGGGCGAAUUGCAUACGACAAAUAAUAAGUUGGAUGAUUUGACCAAUGAACUGGUGUCUGUGCAACGGACAAUCAAAUCGCAGCACACGAGUAUGGCCCGUGAAGCACAACGCCGUGAUGCCAACAACCGAAUUGCAACUCGGCGCACUACCAAUUCCUACUACCAAUAGAAAUUCGGGAUUGAACACGCUAAAUAUAGACGUUUUAAAAGCUAUAAUAGUUUGAUUACAAAAGUCAUGACUGUCGGCUAUUGAAUACUCUGAAUCAUGCUUGUGACGGCUGUAUCCGUUGCGAGUAGGGCUGGGGGUAGAGGCCGAGUGUGGUCGUCUGCGGAGUUGUAUAUAAAUCUAGUAUUAAAUAAACGAACCUAAAAUGUGACCACGUUCAGUAAAGAAUGUUG
This is a messenger RNA of Sphaeroforma arctica JP610, 1601 nucleotides long. RefSeq lists its product as hypothetical. Gene Ontology annotation, molecular function: monoatomic ion channel activity. Lineage: Eukaryota; Ichthyosporea; Ichthyophonida. Gene Ontology annotation, biological process: calcium ion transport; transmembrane transport. Gene Ontology annotation, cellular component: membrane. Bases 1 to 1371 code for a protein of 456 amino acids. The record is from RefSeq and is a predicted model, not a curated record. The transcript is spliced from 11 exons.